Messenger RNA from Misgurnus anguillicaudatus (oriental weatherfish), 3335 nucleotides. The record is from RefSeq and is a predicted model, not a curated record. Lineage: Eukaryota; Metazoa; Chordata; Actinopteri; Cypriniformes; Cobitidae.
GACUCAUCACCGUGUCACUUCAAAGGCUGAGAAUGGGGGUCCAAGCCCCGCCCACACCCAGGAUCCCACUUAUAAGUGUGGGACACCCCCUCUACAUGCACUGCAGAAGGAACCGACAGUGAACGCACACAUUUAUCCUUGGACUUUACUGUUCUGCACUUGUGUGUCACCUGGACUUACCUACCGUAGACCUUGUUGAGAUUACAUGGACAACUUGUUGUAGGAAAAAGAUCAAGAUUUUGCUCAUUCUGAUCUCUCUUACUUUUUUCCUGGAGGAUUUCUUUGGAGAAGUCUAAAAUUAUGCAGGCUAUCAGAGGUGAGUACUUGUCUGAACCCUAACAAACCUAUUUUCUGUCUCUUGCAUUUCUUUACUAUAUAGCAGAUACUUUGUAAAACAUAAAAUGUUAACUCAAACCAUUUGAAGACACCAAAAUUCACACUAUUCGUAUGUAUGUGUUUUAAAACUUAAAUGGUUUGAGUUUACUUAUCAGGUUUUACUUUGCAUGCAAAACAUCUCAAAUAUUGUCUAUUUUUUCCCAGACAUCAAGCAUAAUUUCAGCCUUCCUCCUCCAUCUUCAAUGACUGGAUCUGGUGAUUCCUAUCAUCAAGGCAACAUGCGAAUGACUCUGGAGGAUCCGGAGCUUUGGAGAUCCUUCCAUGAGAUCGGCACGGAGAUGAUCAUCACCAAACCGGGCAGGAGAAUGUUUCCACACUGCAAGAUCAGCUUAUCCGGAUUGGUGCCGUAUGCAAAGUACAUCUUACUGGUGGAUAUGGUUCCCGAGGACGGUCUCAGAUAUAAGUGGAACAAGGACAAAUGGGAGGUCGCUGGCAAAGCCGAGCCCCAGCCGCCCUACAGGACGUACCUGCACCCCGAUUCACCAGCACCCGGGAGUCACUGGAUGAAACAGCCCGUGUCUUUUCUCAAACUCAAACUGACCAACAAUGCUCUUGAUCAGCAUGGACAUAUCAUCCUUCACUCUAUGCACCGCUAUCACCCGCGUUUUCACAUCGUCCAGGCCGAUGAUCUGUACAGCGUGCGAUGGAGCGUCUUUCAAACUUUUACUUUCCCCGAGACCUCAUUCACCGCAGUCACUGCUUACCAGAACACAAAGAUUACAAAGUUGAAAAUCGACCACAACCCCUUCGCCAAAGGUUUCAGAGAUGAGGGUACAAACUCUAAAAGACGAGCAAACAGAAGUCUGGCUGAUCCUGAGAGGGCUGUGAAGAAGAUGAACAUCUCAAAAGACGCUGAGCAUGGAAGUCCACGAGAUCUUGAUGAUGAACACAUGGGUCAUAAGGAGAUGGAGAUAAAGGCCGAGCGCUAUUCCCCGUGGGGUGCAACGUGUGAUCGGGACAGUCAAGGCCUCCGUGCGGAUUCUCCUUUGGGCUCGGACCCGCGAGACAUGUACAGUUCAGAACAGCUCGUACCCGGACAGAACACAUACCAACCUAACAGGUUUCAAGAAUAUGUCAAAUCUCCUUCACCUUCAUCCAGCGUGGGCAGUGGAAGCGGCUGUGGAAGUCGCUCCAGUUUUGAGUCUCGGGUACCCGAUGUCGCCACUGUGCCCGAUCACGAUGCUUCCACCAAGCCAUCCGCCCCAGAGUUCGGCGGCCUCCCACCCUGCCCGCCUCAUCCCUCCGCUGGGCACCAGGAGUACACGGGAGUGCUGAACAUGGCCAUAGCGCAGGCCAAACCAGGUAUGCUGGGUCACCAUCCUCUCUACACCCCGUACAGUACCGAACAAUCUCUUGGACAGUGGAGCGGAGCGCCGUCCACCCAGUAUCCCCCUCCACACCAUCAUCUACCCACAGAAUACAGCAGCCAAGCUGUCCAUCACAGCUAUCACCAUGGCAACGUGGGAGACUGGAGCCAAUACCCACUCUUCUCUUACUCGUGCUGGUGAGCGGAUGAGGAACUGAACUGCAGAAUGGGAAACCGAGGAACUUGAUACGGUCAGAUCUUGUUCUUCACGCCGUGAUCUGGAGGAUGGCGCACACCGGUACCUACGAGUGCCGGGUAAACAGUGACUGAAUGUGAUCAGAAGGUGGCACUAACCGGAAUGUCGUCAACUAAAUAGAUUUUAAUACUAAAUGCAAAUGGAAAAAAUAUAACGAACGUAUGCUUUAGUUUAACUGAGGACUGAGUGGUUUUGAGAACUUUGUGAAAAGACAAUAUGUUGUGCCGUAUAAUGUACUUUAAAUGCAUAUGGAAGAUACAAUUUGACUUAAAAUGGCUGCUUAUUGGAGAACCAGAAUGGACUGUUUUUCCUUGCUCUGUUGUUAAAAUGUCUAUUUAUUUUGUGUUUGGCUUUGCUGCUACUUAAUAUUAUUUUUGUUAAAAAGAGAAAUGUGUAGUGUAAAAAACAAUGCUGUUUGGAAAUCACAAUGUAUGUCUGAAAUUCAGAAGUGUCAGUAAAUAUCUUCAAAAAGUCAUUACAAUGUUGACAUUAUUUUUUUUUUACAAAUAAGCAGCACUGUAUGAAGUGAAAGUUGGAUUACCUUAAAAAGUUUAAACUGAAAAAUUUAAAUAAAAAAACUUUAAAAAAUUACUUUAGUUGGUAAAACACUUACCCUUUUUUAAUAAAAUUUAAGUAGAAAUAAAUUCCAACUGAAGCAUUUUUUUUAAUUAAUUCAACUUUCACUUUUUUACAGUGUAACAAAACUGCUGGUGUUCCUUCAGCUCAAUUGGUACAACAAAAUAUUUUGGAUUUGAUCACCAUCUACAAUAUUAAAAAAAACGAGAUAAAAAAAUCAAUAACUUGAUUAUGGCUGAAAGCAUCUGCAGAAUGUAUAAAUGUAAAUGUAAUGCAUUUAUUUUUGUUGGGUCAAAAAGGGACAAACCAAGCCGUUGGUUUAAAUUAACCCAUACAAUGUGUAUGUUUGACCAACAUUGGAUUAAAACAAAACAGCAUAUGUUCAAAUACAACCCAACAGGUUGGGUUCAUCUCUUUUUGGCCCAAUGCUGGGGUGAAUAUAUCCCAGCAUUUUUUAAAGUGUAAAAAUAUUCAUCAGGUCGUAAAGAAAUUCAGUUUGAGGAAGUGAAGCAGACUGAAGAUCUACUAUAAGAGCUAAAGAGCACUUUGAAGGUCUGUGUUACAUCUGAACCUGUGCCAUUUGGUCUGAUCUCAUUUGGCCGUUACUGGGGAAGUGCAGAAAUGGGCAUUUGUGUGGGAUUUAAGUUAUAGUCACCAAACCAAAAAUCUUUGUAGUUUUAUUAUUAAAUUAAAUGCAUACAUUUUUUUAAAACCUUUUUUCAAAUCUUUAAAUUUCAAGUUUUCACUGCACAGUAAAAAUUAUGCAGAAUUUUUGUCAAAUCAACUACAAAUAUUUUUAUG